This is a messenger RNA of Didymella exigua CBS 183.55, 1120 nucleotides long. RefSeq lists its product as uncharacterized. The transcript has 2 exons. The record is from RefSeq and is a predicted model, not a curated record. Lineage: Eukaryota; Fungi; Ascomycota; Dothideomycetes; Pleosporales; Didymellaceae. The coding region runs from base 455 to 898 and encodes 147 amino acids.
GGUAGCAGCGGAAAUGCAACCGGUGGUGACUGGAAUCUGGCAGUUCUCGGCGAUGUGGGCAGAGUGAAGGGUGGAGGCGCAACCAUCUAUCCGCAAAGGCAGUUGGACUACAGGUGCAACUUGUACAAGCCGAUCUACCAAGCUCUCGUUGGUUCUGCUGGAAUCCCCCCUUAAGUUAGUCGAGGGCAGACGAGGCUGGGAGGACGCGAUGUUUGGAGUGCGGGGUAAUGGGGCUCCUGCCAAAUCUAUCGAGCUCACAACUGCCGGAAUUCCUGGAUGACGACAGCCACGCAAAGUACGAGAACUACGGCAUCAGAUCGCGGUACCAUACGGAUGGUCUAUAUAUAUCUACCCGAUGCGCUAGCAUCGUGACCUCACAUCAAUUGAUCGUACCUGCCUCAUGAUGCGCUUCUCCACACCUCUCACUACACUCGCAGCAUUCCCGUCAUACAUCAUGGCUCAAAACUCAAGUGAUCCUCAACCACCGACAAUGACCUUGCUAUAUCAUAUGGAAGUACAGCUCGGUGAUCGCUUCUCGAUGGGCCCUGUGCCAAAUGGCCAGGAGCGAAUCGUUAUUCCUAUCGUAGGCGGCACAUUCAAAGGGCCCAAGCUGCAAGGCAAAGUCCUCAACCUUGGAGCAGACUGGCGUCUCACCGAUAAAGACGGUAAAAUCCGGCCCGACGCUCGAUACAAUAUCCAAACCGACGAUGGGACCUGGAUCUACGUGCAGACGGAGGGGCCGACGCAGCCAGAUGGGCGAACGCUGUUGAGAGGAAGGUUCGAAACGAGCACGAAUGGGACGUACAAUUGGCUAAAUGACAUUGUAGCUGUGGGUGUGCUGACGAGGAGUGGGACCACGGCAGUCACGAUUGAUAUGUGGGAGGCAGGUGCGCCGUAGACGACGAGGUUGAGAGGUAUCUACCAACCACUUUCAUGCCAUUGAGCAUCACGAGAUGGGACCACGGUUUGAUCUUGAGUGCAGAAAUAUUUACCGCAUGGUCACUACGAGCACGCCAUCUUUCGAUAGCGCCAAAGUCGGUCAUGGUAGUAGGGGUCCUGGAGUUCUCGAUGAAUUGAUGAAUCACAAAGUACCUCCUGAUAUAGACUGACUCGUAAUCGC